UACCUUCUCGCCUCAUCUUAAUUCUUCUGACAUUGAUCACAUUUUGUUCGCUGAAGCCCUCCAGGAGUUCCGCUUCGCUUAGUUCAAGCAAAUCGUCAUCCGACACAACACCGCGGGUGGUGUUCAUUGUACGGUGCGGGGUUACUAUUAUGUUGGUCUCCCCAAAUGACACUAGCUUCGGUAGUUUGUCAUAUUGCUUCUGGUCGCGGAGCUCCAAGAGGAGGUCGCCGCUUGCCAUCCUCGACGCCUUGUAACCUGGACCAAAAACAUCAGUCAAGGUCUUUGACACAAGGAACGGGGAAAUGGUUCGCACUGGUUUGUCUGUCUUUUCAGAGUGAAUAACGUGAAAGCAGGGGAAGUUUUGAAUUUGACGUCCGAAAAACUGGAAUAAAUCUUCGAUGCGCCCUCGUUUCUGAGGGCGAUCAGGAAGCUUGGGGAAAGAAGUUUCCAUGGAAAAAAUGUAUACAUUCGGCAACAGCGCCAACCGCCCACCACGGAGCCCAACGAGGGGACGCGGCAGAGCUUGCAUGCAAGACUGCUCGACGCCAGUCGUACGCCGUCACUAUAACCGAAUAUGGUGUACCUAAGGUUGGAUAGCCACACAGGGUUAACCCUUGCCGCCAGGAGAAAGGAAGUAAAUAGAAGAGAGAAGGAGGCAGGAAAGGUCAAAAGUGAGAGAUAAAGACGAAGAUUCGAGGAGGGAGAAACAGGAAAAGGCGACUGCCGAUGUCCUCCAGGUGGGUCAGUCUGGAGGUGCCGUCUAUGUGAAGCCGAGGCCGAAGAGGUGUGUUGCCUCCGCCGUUGGGCCUUAAAGGUCCAAACACCCAGCAUCGGCUCAACCCCCAGGAUCCCGUUUUCCCCAGACACGGCUAAGCCGUGCACGGCUACACGCGGGAGGGUCCAACCCUCGUGUGCUCAGGUCCGUAGUGUCGCAACACACCAAACGCCUGCUGACGCAGACGCCCCUGCGGGGCCUUAUAUUCAGAGUCGACUUAUGUUUCAAUAUGAACGGGAAUGAAGUGUUACGCAAUUCUUUUAGCGAAAUUUACCUCUGCUGUUUAGUUUCCAUAUUGUGCGUAGAAGCAACAGUGCGUGCACUUUCAGCUGCUCAGUUUAUCUUCAAUGCUGCUCUCAUUUUGUAGAGUUCAUCACAUGUGCAUGUGCAACACAUUGGCGGAGACAAUACGAACUGCAUUUCUCGCUAGCUGGACAAGUCGGAAUGGCAAUGCACCUUGGAGAACAAGACUCGAAUUGCGAAAGUCUGGUGGUCUUCACCAAGUUUCACGGAACUUUGUUUUAUGUCAAGAUGGGCUGACACCAUGUCACCUGAUGCUGUCACUCUCUGCUACUUGGCAUCCGGGCAGGACAUAAAAGAUGUUGCCCUGGCUUACCGUGUGGGGAUUGAGACGGCGAGACUCUGCAUUCAUGUGGCCUGCCAAGCAAUCUGGGCAAGGUUGAAAGACCACUACAUGAAGGCACCAAGCACGUCUGAAUGGGCACAGAUUGCCGAUGGGUUCACCGCACAGUUGCAAUUCCCAAACUGCUUGGGAGCAGUUGAUGGAAAGCAUGUUGCCAUAGUUGCUCCUCGGAAUUCUGGCAGCUUGUACUACAACUACAAGGGCACCUUUUCAGUUGUACUCAUGGCUGUUGUCGACAGCAACUACAAGUACAUACUGAUAGAUGUUGGAGCAGAAGGCCGCCAUAGUGAUGGCGGUAUCUUCCAGAACUCCACCUUUGGAAGAGCCCUCCUACAAGACCGCCUCUCUGUGCCUGCUUGUGCUCGACUGCCAGGAACAACAGGCACCAUUGCGCCUUUCACUUUCAUUGGGGAUGAGGCAUUCCAGCUGCGCACCGAUUUUAUGCACCCGUUUCCGGCAAAGCAGCUCAAUGAUGCACGAAGAGUGUUCAACUAUCAGCUGAGCCGAGCACGGAGGUGCGUGGAAAAUGCCUUCGGGAUCACGGCAGCCCGGUGGCGCAUACUCCUCCGAACCAUCCCUUUGAAGCCUGAAAAUGUUGACUUCGUCAUCGAAGCAGCAGGCAUCCUGUACAACUUCCUGACCAUCCUGAAUGCUGAUGUGCAUCAUUUCACAGACAGCGAGGACAGUUUCGGGAAUGUUGUGCCGGGGCACUGGCGGCAAGGCAUGCCAAGGGAUGGCUCAGAGCAGAGCUACUUUCCACUUCGUACGACACGUGCCAGAAACUUUGAAGCUAAGGCUGCAGAUGCCAGGAAUCUUCUAAUGGCAUACUUCUGCAGCAGUGCUGGUGAGGUCCCCUGGCAGUGGCACCAACCUGGUGUGUCAAAGGAAGCAGCCGUGAAGCAGCUCCAUGACCUACGGUUACUUCCGCUCCAGUGAUGCAAGUCAUGCAAGCAACAAUGAUGCAACACUUCCCAACGUCCCUAGCUCUGCCUGCUGAAGACUGCCUGCUUAAGCCAGCGACGCUUGUGAUUGCGGCCUGCUGUGGUGUGCUUCGGAAGCCUCUGGAAUGUACAGCACUUCAAGCAGCGGUGAAUCAAGUUGUUCCAAAAUCUCCUGUGAUUCUGCAGACUCGGACACCGUAGACAGUGUCGCUGCUUCCGCUUGUGAUUCUUCACCUGACGGUGGCGGCACUUGAAGCGUUGCCAGAUUGGAAAACUGGCACAUCUUCAUUAGGAUGUCCGCAGCAUUUCCCUCCUCACUUGAAAGGGGCACUGGUGGAACGUUGCCGGAUGUCCUGCAUGUGAGCGUAAUAAGGUUUGCACAUAUUCUGAAUGUGCAAAUAAUGUGCGGGUCUAAAGGCAAAAAUAUGCAAUGGCUCAAGUUCAUGCACAUUUGUUUUAAGGUGUCAUUUUAUUAGAGAGCAAUGCCCAAACUCUGAGUCAGUAUUGUAGGGACAAAAGUGGCUUGCAUACACAACCAGAAUGAACAUCUUUUGCAAGCACUGAAGUGUAGCUUUUGUAUUUUAUUGUUGCUUCAGAUGCAUUUAAGCACUUAUUAUGAUGUCUGCGUGCCUAAUGCCUAGUGAUACCUUGUACUCGAAACAGUGCAUGAUAUCUGGAAUGUAUCAGUUUCGAAAUAAAUAACAUCAAGCAUCCCACUACACUUAAUCAGUACAACCAUUUAAUAAAUGUCACAAUGAAAGACCUACGCUUGUACUUUCUAAACAUAGAGUAAUAGUAUUGUUAUGUCUUGCUUUAACAUAAUGCUUUUUCCUGCUUACAUUUUUUGCUUGAAACGUUCUCGCCUUGUAACUUUGUUUUCCUUUCAUCUUUUUUUAAACUUCAUGUCAUACUAAACUAUUUUUCUUAAUUGAAUGCAGAUCUAAACACAGUGUGAAGCUUUGUAUGUAGCAGUCAGUGCAUUCAUUGUUUGUAUUUAGGAAGUUAUGUAUAAUCAUGUUUGUCAUCUUGCCAUCUGCCUUGUAGAGGGUUUUUUUGGGGCACAGUGAAGCUGAUUUUGGUGAGCAAACGCCUCCAGAAAGUUUCUUAAAGCAAUGACUUCUUUGCCUCUUCUUUAAACUUUCCCAUCCCUGCUGCUGCUGUCUUGGCAAAUAGCUCUUACUGAAUGCCUCAUACUAAAAUUAAGGUAGUCAGUCGUUGAACCAUUGCCAUCCCAGCUGACUGCUGGCUACAGUAUUGCACGAGUGACCAGUGCAGGACACAGUACAAAUGCCGGAUAUAACAAUGCAAUCAGAUAGUGGUGUUGGCACAUAAAAUUCCAGCAAUCAUUUUUUUCCCACAGUGAUAAUGUGGCUAACUGGAUCAUCUAGCCUUUCCUUGCAAAUGUUUUCUAAGGAGGAACAACGCUCUCCACAAACAUUGUGAAAGCUUUGCUUAAAGCAAUGACCACAGCACUUGGGAUCCACAGAAUAAUCCCAGGUGAUAAUUAGGUAAAGACAGUGCUGAACAGACACAAAAACCAGUAUUAUCAAUUACACAGCUGACAAUGCUGUCAAUACAUCGGUGAAUUUAUUAUUCCUACAGCAUGAGAGCUAUGAAUGAAUCCUUGAGUGAACUAGGUAAAAUUUGAGGGUUUGUGAUGGAGCACUGAUUUGCACAAAGCUGGCAAGCAAAAAAAAAAUGCAAAAUGAAAGCUGUUCAUUGCAGUGAACAAACGUGAAUAUAACAAUAUUCAAUACUCAGAUAAAUACCGCCUUUUGACUUGUACAAUAUAUUCUAUGAUCAGUGUAUAGAAUCAAAGGAAACCACUUGUAUCUAACACUACACAUGCAUCUUGUGGUAUGUGGUGACUAUUGCCAACGUUUUCUUUUUGUGUGCAUCAGGCAAGUCCUUUGCUUUUUAUUUGACCUGCUAGUUUGUAUGUGAUAUUUUCUGCACUUCUGUCUUGUGCUUUAUUAUGCUAGGUUUUUAUGUGCUACUUCAGUUAUUUUGUACCUGUAUUUCUGAUUUUUCUGCGCGUUACUGCAAAGUUAAACUGGCUUUUUUGGUACCUAAAUAAAUAAAUAAAUAAAUAUACAAAGAUA
This is a messenger RNA of Dermacentor andersoni, 4461 nucleotides long. RefSeq lists its product as uncharacterized. The record is from RefSeq and is a predicted model, not a curated record. NCBI's taxonomy places the organism in Eukaryota, Metazoa, Arthropoda, Arachnida, Ixodida, Ixodidae.